Messenger RNA from Lotus japonicus, 1321 nucleotides. Its product is annotated as acetylglutamate kinase, chloroplastic. The transcript has a single exon. Gene Ontology annotation, cellular component: cytoplasm; chloroplast thylakoid. Bases 95 to 1129 code for a protein of 344 amino acids. Lineage: Eukaryota; Viridiplantae; Streptophyta; Magnoliopsida; Fabales; Fabaceae. The record is from RefSeq and is a predicted model, not a curated record. Gene Ontology annotation, molecular function: acetylglutamate kinase activity; ATP binding; L-glutamate N-acetyltransferase activity, acting on acetyl-CoA as donor. Gene Ontology annotation, biological process: L-arginine biosynthetic process.
UUUUCAAGUUAUAGUCAGUGAACUCUGAAACCCUUUUGCCCUCUCACUCAGUAUCUUCACUCACUUCACAUUACAGUGUGUGCAGAACAACGCAAUGUUGGGUGGAGCAUUGAUUUCCAAAACCUUCACAAACUUGUUCACCCCUUUCCCAUUCAUUUCCAGAACCGAAAUCAAAACCAAAAAUCCAACCACUAACCUCACUUUCCCUUCAACUGCUUGCCGCUGUAGCUCCGCCGUUCACCUUCCGCCGACCACCACCGCCGCCGAGUCACUGUCUCCGGGUCAAUCCCGAGUUGACAUCCUCGCGGAAUCGCUCCCCUUCAUCCAGAAAUUCAGGGGCAAGACCAUCGUCGUCAAGUAUGGCGGCGCCGCCAUGAAGUCCCCUGAGCUGCAAGCUUCUGUAAUCAACGACCUCGUCCUCCUCUCCUGCGUCGGCCUUCGUCCUGUCAUGGUUCACGGCGGCGGCCCUGAGAUCAACAACUGGCUCGGCCGCCUCAAUAUUCAGGCUGUCUUCCGCGAUGGCCUCCGCGUCACUGAUGCUGAAACCAUGGAGAUCGUGUCCAUGGUACUGGUAGGCAAGGUUAAUAAGACCCUCGUCUCGCUCAUCAACAAGGCUGGAGCCACCGCUGUUGGACUCUCCGGAAUGGACGGCCGCCUCCUCAUGGCGAGGCCCAGCCCUAAAGCCUCUGACCUAGGGUUUGUCGGCGAGGUGGCCAGGGUGGACCCUGCAGUUCUCCGGUCGCUGAUUGACAGCAACCACAUUCCGGUGGUGACGUCCGUGGCGGCGGAUGAGUCCGGGCAGCCGUAUAACAUCAAUGCGGACACGGUGGCCGGAGAGUUGGCGGCUGCGCUGGGGGCGGAGAAGCUGAUUCUGUUGACUGAUGUGGCGGGGAUUUUGGAGGAUCGGAAUGAUCCGGAUAGCUUGGUGAAGAAGAUUGAUAUAAAAGGGGUGAAGAGGAUGAUGGAGGAUGGCAAGGUUGGUGGUGGCAUGAUUCCGAAGGUGAAUUGUUGCGUGCGAUCGCUCGCGCAAGGUGUUACUACAGCCAGCAUUAUUGAUGGCAGGGUUCCACACUCUUUGUUACUGGAGAUUUUAACUGAUGAAGGUGCUGGAACUAUGAUCACUGGUUAAUUUUUGUUUCUUCUUCAUUGUAUAAACAUGUGCUUCCAAUGUUGUAUGCACUUGUUUUUUGUUGGAUUCAUGAUUUGAUUAUGUGAAUCAUGUAAAAUGGAAAAUACUAAGGUUUUGGAUUAAUUUAGGGGAUGUUGGUUUUGAAAGGAUUGCUCUCCAUUUAUAUUAGAUUGGAUGUUCUUAUUUAUUAGA